AUGGAAAAUAGACUAGGGAACUCUAAUGGAGUGGGAAUUUCGAAGAGAACAAGGUCUUUGGAUCUUAAGACGGUUUAUAAGUCUAGCAUUACAAAGGAUUCUGUGAAUAAGAGCUUUAAAAGGAAAAAUAGGUCUGGGAAUGAUGGUGAUCGGUCGAAGCAGGAUAAGAAGAGCAGAAAAGUUGUUUCUUUAAGUAGCUUUAAGAAAGUUAAUCGCGGAAACGAGAAAAUUCUGGAUAAGGGAUGCAAUGGUACCACGAUACUGCACAAUUUGGAGGACACCAAGGUGGGUUUGGAUGAGAAAUUGUGCGACGGUAGUGGACUUCAAGGGAUUUCAGUUGGUUUGGCAGGUAGUAUGAUUUAUGUCCCUAGACGCAGGAGAGAUUUUGUCGGGAGGAGUAGGUUUGAGAAUGGCCUAGUACAGAAGUCUGCAGGGGAGUCUGACAGUCAGGAGGAGCUGGUUGAUAAGACCCCGAAGGAAACCGGUGAAGAAUCUAGUGCUCAGGAUCAGCUCAUUAAAGCUGAAGAGAAAGACUCUGACAAAGAAAUCAAAGAAUCUAAUCCAGUAGCUCAGCUGCAGUUGGAGAAUGGGCAUUCUAAUCAGUCUCCAGUGAAAGACAACCAGCUCGUUGCAAAACAAGCACAUUGUAACAGGAGAAAAAGGAAGUCCUCAGCAUCAAACAGACGUGUGGGGAAAGAGGCCAAGUCUUCAGGUGAUGCCAAGGUAUCACGUGAAGAUGAUGAGGAGAAUCUUGAAGCUAAUGCAGCAAGGAUGCUCUCUUCACGGUUUGAUACAAACUGCACCCAGUUUCCUUCAAAUUCUGUUACUCCUGGUUCACAAUCUGUCCGUAGAUUGCAGCCAUUGUCUUCUGGGAAGAAUUCAGUUACUCCUCGAUCUGAGUUGUUUAGUUCCAAAUGUGUCUCAGAUGACACUGAUGAUAGAAUGUUGCGGCCAAGGAGAAAGCAUGAUGGGAAGGGUAAAGUUCGGAAAAGGCGCCACUUUUAUGAAAUAGUAUUUUCAGAUAUGGUGGAUUCGCACUGGUUGUUAAACAAAAAGAUAAAAGUUUUCUGGCCUUUGGAUGAGCGUUGGUAUGAUGGGUUUGUGGAUGAUUACGAUGGAGACAAGAAGAUGCAUCAUGUAAAAUAUGAUGAUCGAGAUGAGGAGUGGAUCAACUUACAGGGUGAAAGAUUUAAAAUUCUGUUGUUCCCUACUGAAGUUCCUGGAAAAAAUCAACGGAGAAGGCGCUAUUCAGGGUCAAAUUCUACUCUGAAAAUAAAAGGGAAUGAUACAUCCACCAAAGACGAGGAGAAGCAGAAGGGAAAGCUAGAAGAUGAUAGCGGCAUGGGCGACAUGGAAUCAGAACCAAUAAUCAAAUGGUUGGCUCGGUCUAUGCAUCGGGACAAAUCUUCCACUCUUAAGGCUGUUCAAAAACGGAGAAAAACUGAAAUGAUGACACCUAAAGAAACUGUGAAAACGAAUGGGGAUGUUGUUAGUGACACUGCAGGACUGUACACAAAUAGAUCUCCUAGUUCUCUUGCAUCAUGUGGAUUACCUGGACCGAGUGGGAAUGUGUCCUUGUUGGAAAGCUCUGGUUUUCGUAAGGGUAGUAUAUUUCCUAUUGUCUAUUAUAGGAGACGACUUCAUAAUGAAAAAAAAGGAAUCUACAAUGGGUCAGGUGACAAUAAUGUUGAGGUUUUGAAGCACCUUCGAGUAUCAAAAUGUCCGGAUCCGGAUGUAGAGUUUUUGCCUAUUGAAGAUUCUGGGCCUCUGGAGCUUUAUUGUCCGUGGAAUGACACAGAGCAAUUUAAGUUGUCCCUCAACCUACAGGUUGUUUCUGUGAUUAACUACUUUCUUAUGGCGGAUGUUGACUGGCUUUCACGUGUUACUCUUUUGCUUCAGCAUGGUACACUUGUGACCUUGUGGCCAAGGGUUUGUUUGGAAAUGAUUUUCCUAAAUAACCAAGAUGGGUUAAGGUAUCUAAUUUUUGAAGGCUGCUUGAUGGAGGUUGUUCAGUUGAUUUUCCGUAUCUUGACUGUAGUAGAUCAUUCUAAUAAGCAAAGAGCAGAAAGAGCGGAUGCUGAAUUGCAGUUGCCAGACUUCUCAAUUGGUCUUCAAGUUUCUUGUAUCCCAUACUUCCAAAGGCAGCUUGCGUUCCAACUCUACAGUUUCCAUGAAGUGAAACGUUCAAAAUGGUCAUACUUGGAACAGAAUGUCAGGAGGCAUUCUUUGCUGGUUAAGCAAGUAUCGAUUUCAGAGUGUACACACAAUAACAUGAAGGUCCUGCAGAAGGUUAUGCAGAAGAGAUCUAGGCAGGGAAUCAGCUCAGGAUUUGUUUCUAGAGGAUCGUCGUCUGCAAACAGUGCAUCUGUUUGCUGCAAGAAGCAAAAUACGUCUCCAUUGGCACUUCCUUUUGCUGCUCGACCACCUACUCUGUUAUUCCGUUUAUUCCUGAAAAUGAUAAGAAAGCUGGGUCAUGAUUCAGUAGAAUACCUGGGAACUGAACGCGAUUUGGUAACAAAUGGAGGUUAUGAUAUGGUAGAUUGCACAAAUGAAUGUCCUGAACCUCCUCUCAAGAGUAAGUGCCUAAAUGAUGGACUAAUUAUCACUUCUUCUGGAGGGCAAGAAGCGCGAGUGUCAAAAGACGGUCAUACUCCAUCUCAAAGGCAGCAACUGGGGUCUGAUUCUGAAAAUGGGAUGUCAGUCAGUUCUUCUGUUGUCACACAAAAGCACGAAACCAGGUCUAACGUUUGUACUCAAGUUCCAAUGUCUGAUCAUUUAGACAGAGGUACUCCGCAGUCAAGUAACCUGGCCUUGAGUAUUCAAGGUAGCAUCUCAAGUCCCAAAUCCACUGCCCCAAGAAGUAUGUGGUAUCGAAGUAAAAGUUCUUUAAUUGGCCAUCUCUCACAUGGUUGGUCGGAUUCAAAGGGAGACUUUCUGCACACUAAUUUGGGAAACGGACCUAAGAAGCGACGUACGCAAGUAUCUUAUUCAUUGCCGUCUGGGAGUUCUGAUUCUAGAAACAGAGGUUCCAUGCACAAGGGGCUUCCGAACAAAAGAAUCAGAAGGUCUACUGCUGAUGUUUCCAGAGGACUUCAAAAAGAAUUGGAGUCUAGUUUUUGCGAUGCCAAUGUGUUAGUCACUCUUGGUGACAGAGGCUGGAGAGAAUAUGGAGCUCAGAUUUUCCUGGAACCUGUUGAUAAUAAUGAAUGGAAACUUGCGGUGAAAAUCUCGGGGACAACAAAAUACUCUCACAGGGCGCAUCAGUUUUUGCAACCUGGAUCGACAAAUAGGUUUACACAUGCUAUGAUGUGGAAAGGUGGAAAAGAUUGGACCUUGGAAUUCCCUGAUAGGGGCCAGUGGUCUCUUUUUAAAGAGAUGCAUGAAGAGUGCUACAAUAGAAAUACUCGAGCUGCUUUAGUUAGAAAUAUUCCUAUUCCUGGCAUCCGCAUGAUAGAAAAGGACAAUUUUGAUGGAAUGGAACCUGAAUUUAUCCGCAGUUCUACUAAAUAUUUUCGGCAGACUGAAACCGAUGUUGAGAUGGCACUGGAUCCUUCACGUGUUUUGUAUGACAUGGACAGUGAUGAUGAGCAGUGGCUUUUGAGAAUUCGUGAGUGUUCGGAUGCUGAGAAUAGUGGCUCUUGUGAGAUAACUGAGGACAUAUUUGAGAAGGCAAUGGACAUGUUUGAGAAGGCUUCAUAUGUAAAGCAGCGUGAUCACUUUACCUUAGUUGAAAUCCAAGAAUUGAUGUCCGGAGUUGGAUCCUUGGAAGCAAUGGAAACAAUAUAUGAGCUUUGGAGAACAAAGAGGCAGAGGAAGGGAAUGCCAUUAAUCAGGCAUCUUCAGCCACCUCUGUGGGAAAAAUAUCAACGAGAGCUCAAAGACUGGGAGUUGCUUAUGAGCAAAGCAAACACUCCAUUUUCAUGUGGGUCACAGGAGAAACAGUCACCUAUUGAGAAGCCAGCGAUGUUUGCUUUCUGUUUUAAGCCUCGAGGUUUGGAAGUCAAGCACAGGGGAACAAAACACAGGGCACAGAAGAAACUCUCGGUUUAUGCUCAACAUAGUACUGCUUUGGGAGAUUAUGAUGUCUAUAAUUCAUCUGGAAGAAGACCCCCUCCUGGUGUUGCCGCUGUAGAUGAGAGGUUUUCGUAUUCAAACCAAAGCUAUGAGCACUUGGAAGAAUAUCCUAUGCAUCCAGUAUUUCCUGGAACAUAUUCCCCUCGUGACCUAGGCACGGGACACUUCUCGACUGGUGGAAAUGGGUAUCAUAGGAAUCACCAAAACAAGUUUCAAAGAAUCAAUGGUAAGAGGAACAUGAGUGACCGAUGGAAUGCAGGAUUUUCUGAAUGUCCCAGUUCCAAUCAUUAUUACUCCAACGGAUCUCAGCGUCUUGAACAUGAAGAAUCACAUAACAGUACAGAUAUAGAUGAGUACAAAUUGCGAGAUGCAGCUGGUGCUGCAAGGCGUGCAUGCGCUUUGGCCAAGCUCAAGCGAGAAAGAGCAGAGAGUUUGAGGUACAAAGCAGAUCUAGCGAUCCAGAAAGCUGCAGCUGCUCUCAUGUGUGCAGAGGCCAUUAGAGCUUCGACUGCUGUGUACCAAAGCAGCAGCAACAACGAGUUUGAAAACUCAAGCGAAGGAUGA
Messenger RNA from Arabis nemorensis, 4638 nucleotides. The record is from the annotation of a GenBank genome assembly. Lineage: Eukaryota; Viridiplantae; Streptophyta; Magnoliopsida; Brassicales; Brassicaceae.